This is a messenger RNA of Suricata suricatta (meerkat), 2778 nucleotides long. It is a transcript of the gene MAL2, whose product is annotated as mal, T cell differentiation protein 2. Gene Ontology annotation, molecular function: structural constituent of myelin sheath. The record is from RefSeq and is a predicted model, not a curated record. Gene Ontology annotation, cellular component: membrane. Gene Ontology annotation, biological process: myelination. The coding region runs from base 44 to 574 and encodes 176 amino acids. The transcript is spliced from 4 exons. Lineage: Eukaryota; Metazoa; Chordata; Mammalia; Carnivora; Herpestidae.
GCGGCGGCGGCGGCGCGCAGAGACGCAGAGCGGCAGCGGCAGCAUGUCGGCCGGCGGAGCGCCAGUCCCGCCGCCCCCGAACCCCGCCGUGUCCUUCCCCGCGCCCCGGAUCACCCUGCCCGUCGGCCCGGACAUCCUGCGGACCUACUCGGGUGCCUUCGUCUGCCUGGAGAUUCUGUUUGGCGGCCUCGUCUGGAUUCUGGUCGCCUCCUCCAACGUUCCUCUACCUCUGCUACAAGGAUGGGUCAUGUUCGUGUCUGUGACGGCUUUUAUCUUUUCCCUCCUCUUCCUGGGCGUGUUCCUCUCUGGCAUGGUGACUCAGAUUGAUGCCAACUGGAACUUCCUGGAUUUUGCAUAUCAUUUUACGGUGUUUGUCUUCUACUUUGGAGCCUUUUUACUGGAAGCGGCAGCCACAUCCCUGCAUGAUCUGCGCUGCAAUAUGACCAUGGCCGUGCAGCCGCUCUUGAGCGAUAACCAGUAUAACAUAAACGUAGCAGCCACGAUUUUUGCCUUUGUGACGACAGCCUGUUAUGGUUGCAGUUUGGCUCUGGCUUUACGAAGAUGGCGACCGUGACACUCCUUAGAAACUAAUGGUCCAUGUGUUGGUUUCAUUUGUCUACUUUAUGUGUCUGAUCAAUUUGGAUACCAUUUUGUCCAAAUAACCUUCCAAAAGCAAUUUGUUUAUAUAUAGAGAGAACCUAAGGACAGAUUUUGGUUCAUUUCUUGGAUGGAAUUUUAAUUUUAUUAUGAUGUUGAACAGAGAAGUAGCCUUUAAUUCUAUAUCUGCCACUUUCCUUUUUUAAGAAAAUUUUCCCUCAUAUCCAUAAAAUAUACCGAUAUUGUUCAUGAAAAAGGGGUAUCUCUUUUGUUUGGUUAUUGAGUCACCUAAACCUUAAUUUUACUAGGUAACUAACAUUUCCUAAGGAAAAAAAAAAAAGACACAUUUUAAAUAAUCUUCCCACUGAACUCUAUGUCUUUUAGUGUAAAACAGAGGUUGGCACUGUUUUUCUCCAAAGGUCCAGAUGGUAAAUAUUUUAGGCGUUGUGGGUCCUGCAGGCUGUGCUGCAGCUGCUCAGCCUUGCUGGUACUUUGUGAGAGCAGCUGUAGACCACACACCAGUGAGUGAGCGUGCCUGGGUUCCAGCAAAACUUCAUCGCAAAGACAGGCAGCAAGCUGGAUUUGGCCCGUGGGCUGUGGGUUAUAGUUUGCCAACCUCUGGUAUAAACCUUAGCUCUAUGUUAUGUAUUUAAUUGAACUGAAUGGAAGCUAUAAAACUAGAUAAGCCACAUAAUAUUUAGCCUCAUUAUGCAAUAAUCAUAUCACCUUUGUGUUAAUGGUCAAGUGCUUACCCUUGAGGUGGUGGAUCGUUGCUCAAGCUAAUCCAAGCAGAGUCUUGGGUACAAGAAAAACUAAUUUAUGAACUAAAUCCUAGUUGUCCAAUCACACCAAGGAUUGCUUAACAAUUGAGCAAACCUGUCAUCCGGCAUUCUUACAGUGACAUCCCCAGAGACCAUUCACCUCUAUUGGAACUGGUCUCUGCCUACUUCUGUCUUCCUUUGCACUUAUUUAUGCUUCAGAAUACAGCACGAACAUGGGAAUAUCCGUGUGUGGAUAUGUGAGGCUCUACCAAAUAGAGUUCCCUGAAGAGUUAACAUUUGUCUUCUCAUUCGUUUACGUUACUUUGAGUUAAAUUUCAGUGGAGUACUAAAUAUAACUUAAAGUUGUAACUUCUUAUGUGUUUUGAUAGUAGCCCCUACAUCUCUGUUGGUUUGUUUGCAUUGGUGACAGAUGUACAGAAUCCAUUUUAAAAACCAUCGUUGUCAUAACAACGUAUCUCUGGCUGAAUUGCACAGAAAAUAUUUGAAUUCAUCGGUUAGAGGUACCCUGGGUGUGGCAAGUGCCGAAAUGGCUUGAAUGGGAAGACAAGUACGAGUCAGGGCCCAGCUGCCCCCACGCAUCCCAGCAGGAGGCUUAUGUCACGCCCAGGAAAGAGGGCUUCUGAGAGUUCUAAAUUUUCACCCCUUUGCUUUUUUGGCUGAAUCGUCCCCUAAGAAUGCCAUGUAUAAGUCGUGCUGUUAGAUUUCAUGGGAACAUAGAACAGUCCUGAAUGAAUAACAUGAUCGAAGCUCAGUGAUCAGACGCUGCUUCUAUAAUAGUCUCCUAGAAAGAAGACUCUUAAUCGAGUUUGGUUUGUGACCUAAAGAGGUGGUUCAAUAUGUGGCAAGAAGAAAUCAUUCUUACGAUGUUAAACUUGUGUUGUAUUUCUCCUGUAAUACCUGACUUCCGUGGUUUUUCUAGCACCACACCACCCACUCACACCUGUAUUGUGAAUUGUAUAUAACAAAGUCAUAAAUGUGCCAUAAGGAUAUAUAGUCUAUUCAAGAUGGAAUCAUUUAAAGUUAGUGUGCUAGAUAUAGUUGUGAGAUUUUAUUUUUGUUUCCAAAGUAUAACAGGUUCAUGGUUGGUGGCAUUAAAUUAAACGAUUUCAUGAAAUGGCUUUGGUGGCACUUUUGUAAAUGGGUUGCUUCUAGAUCACUAAGAACCAAGCCUAAAACUCAUCUGACUGUGAAUUCUUAUAUUUUUAGAUUAAUCGUGUUCUGGAUUUGUGAACUGAGUGACAAAGCACUUGAACAAAAAUUAUGGCAUUUGAGAAUUUCUUUAUAUAUGCUGUAGAAAUGAGAACGUGUUGGUUGGUUUUAAAAUCUGGUAACUCCAGGAUGAAAAGAAAUUUAUUUUAUAAGUGUUAUGACUCUAAUAAAGUAUUCAUUUGAUAACCUU